AAUGGCGGCGUUGAGCAGCGCCGAGUCCCCACCGCCCGUCUUUAACGGAGACACCGUGGAGCGGGAGCCGGGCAGGGAGCGGGGCCUGGAGGAGCUGGGAGCCGGCCUGGACUCCUCCUGCACGUCGGGGAUCCCCGGAGGUCCGCAGGAUGAGGAGAUCUGGAAUAUCAAACAGAUGAUAAAGUUGACACAAGAACACUUAGAGGCCCUUCUGGACAAGUUUGGAGGAGAGCACAAUCCUCCGUCCAUAUAUCUAGAGGCCUAUGAGGAGUACACCAGCAAACUGGAUGCCCUGCAGCAGAGGGAGCAGCAGCUGCUGGAGGCCAUGGGCAACGGUACGGACUUCUCCUGCUCUCCUUCUCCCAUGCCGGCCCUGCUGGAGGUCAAGAUGGGAGGCUGUGGAGUUGGAGGGGGGGCUCAGGCUUUUCCAUCAGCGCCCAACACCUUGGCUGUGCUGCAGACCCCCACCGACGCCAGCCGGGCCAACCCUCGAUCCCCCCAGAAGCCCAUUGUCAGGGUCUUCUUGCCCAACAAACAGAGAACAGUGGUCCCAGCCCGCUGUGGGAUGACUGUGAGAGACUCGUUGAAGAAAGCUCUUAUGAUGCGAGGCCUCAUUCCAGAGUGCUGUGCAGUCUACAGGAUACAGGACGGGAUCAAAGUUAAGCAUGGGGAAGAUUGUGCCUCUUCAGUUGUAUCCCCCAAACUUUGGAAUGAGCUGCCUCGACACGUUAGAGAGAAGAAGCCGAUUGGCUGGGACACAGAUAUCUCCUGGCUGACAGGAGAGGAGCUACAUGUAGAAGUGUUGGAGAAUGUUCCGCUCACCACACACAACUUUGUGAGGAAGACCUUCUUCACUCUGGCCUUCUGCGACUUCUGCAGAAAGCUGCUGUUCCAGGGGUUCCGCUGCCAGACCUGUGGCUACAAGUUCCACCAGCGCUGCAGCACCGAGGUUCCUCUCAUGUGCGUCAACUACGACCAGCUAGACUUGUUGCUAGUGUCCAAGUUCUUCGAGCAUCACCCAUUUACCCAGGAGGAGGUCUCCUCAGAGGGAACCACCCCUGUGUCUGAGGCGUGUCCAUCACUUCCCCCAUCUGACUCCACCGGGUCUAUAUGCCACACCACUGUGUCCCCGUCCAAGUCCAUACCCAUCCCGCCCAGUUUCCGGCCCAACGAGGAGGACCACCGCAACCAGUUUGGCCAGCGGGACCGUUCAUCCUCUGCCCCCAACGUCCAUAUCAAUACCAUCGAGCCUGUCAACAUUGAUGAUCUGAUUCGAGAUCAGGGCUUGCCAAGGUCAGAUGGAGCCCCCCCGACCCACCCCGCCCGCUGCUUGAGGAAGCACCGAACACGGACCUCAAGCCCCCUCCUAUACUCCUACCCCAAUGACAUAGUGUUUGAUUUUGAGCCCGAGCCUGUUUUCCGAGGCUCGACCACAGGGCUGUCAGCCACGCCUCCCGCCUCUUUACCCGGCUCUCUGACCAACGUCAAGGUUCCUCAGAAGUCGCCGUGCCCGCAAAGGGAACGCAAGUCCUCGUCCUCAUCUGAGGACCGCAAUAAGAUGAAAACCCUGGGGAGAAGGGACUCCAGUGACGACUGGGAAAUCCCCGAGGGUCAGAUCACUCUGGGUCAGAGGAUAGGUUCUGGAUCUUUUGGAACCGUCUUCAAGGGAAAGUGGCACGGGGACGUGGCAGUGAAGAUGUUGAACGUCACUGCUCCCACACCUCAACAGCUUCAGGCCUUUAAGAAUGAAGUGGGAGUCCUCAGGAAAACGCGUCAUGUGAACAUCCUGCUGUUCAUGGGCUACACCACCAAGCCUCAGCUGGCCAUCGUGACCCAGUGGUGUGAAGGCUCCAGUCUGUACCACCACCUGCACAUCAUCGAGACCAAGUUUGAGAUGAUCAAGCUGAUCGACAUCGCCCGGCAGACCGCUCAGGGCAUGGAUUACCUGCAUGCCAAAUCAAUCAUCCACAGAGAUCUGAAGAGCAACAAUAUUUUCCUCCACGAGGAUUUGACGGUGAAGAUCGGGGACUUUGGUCUGGCUACGGUCAAGUCCCGCUGGAGUGGCUCGCACCAGUUUGAGCAGCUGUCUGGCUCUAUUCUGUGGAUGGCUCCAGAGGUAAUCCGGCUGCAGGAUAAGAACCCCUACAGCUUCCAGUCAGACGUGUACGCGUUUGGCAUCGUGCUGUACGAGCUGAUGUCAGGAGCGCUGCCCUACUCCAACAUCAACAACAGAGACCAGAUCAUCUUUAUGGUGGGUCGAGGUUACCUGUCUCCUGAUCUCAGCAAGGUGCGCAGCAACUGUCCAAAGGCCAUGAAGAGACUGAUGGCCGACUGCCUGAAGAAGAAGAGAGAGGAGCGACCUCUCUUCCCUCAGAUCUUGGCGUCCAUUGAGCUGCUGGCUCGCUCAUUACCCAAAAUCCACCGCAGCGCCUCAGAGCCUUCGCUAAACCGAGCCGGCUUUCAGACGGAGGACUUCAGCUUGUACGCCUGCGCCUCUCCCAAAACCCCCAUCCAGGCUGGGGGCUAUGGGGAAUUUUCGGCAUUUAAGUAAGUGCUGCAGAUCCCACCAGUCCAUCCCCUCGUCACUUCUCAAAAGUCUCGUGUCCAUGCGGUGGAUUCAUCCAUUACUGAAAAAACUGAAAAAAAUGUCUCAAAGAAUGUGCUUUUUUCUUCCUCUGUCCACCUGAUGAAGGCGGCCUCACCGGAGUCCUUCCAACAAAACGCUGUCCAGCAGGCAAACAGCCACCGCGACAGACAAAACUGAAUUAGGAAAAAAAUUUAAAAAGAAAACAAAAAAAAAACUUGAAUCACACGAAAAAAAGACACAAAUAUCCAUACCAAAACGGUUUCGAGGAUCGACUUGCCUGCUGGAGGGAAAAGGCAAAAAGGAUGGAGAGUCGAAGGGGAAACGUCAGGAGGAAGUCUGGGCUUAGGGCGUCCCAUCAUUUCUUGGUGAGGAUAGAGUUCAUCAGCUGGGCCGCUGAACUGCUCUGUGAGUGCCGGCAGAGAAACAGGGAAGGAGAAGAGGCCUCCCGUCAGUCGGCUGAGACAGAAGGCCGGGCGUUCGCCAGCCAAUCCCGAGAGGAGCUGGAGGUUACUCAGCAGGGUUAAACCCCCGAAGGACUUGAAAGAUAGAUCUAUUUUUAUUUUUCAAUUUCUCAUGUUUCCGAUAUUAGCUAGGAAUGCUGAGCUUUUUUUUUUUGUUACUUUUGAAGAGAUGGUAGCUAAUUUAGGAGAAAGCUUUCCUUCCGGUCACGCAGCUUAGGCCCUUUGCUUUUUUCCUUUGUGGGCUCGUUGCUGACCUGAUCCUGCAAAAUACUGUAUUUUGCCUUUUUUUGGUGGCCACCAAAUUCAACACCAGUGAGGAAACUGCAGCAGCUCUUAAUCUACAGACGGAUUUUGCUGAAAAUUUUCAAAAUAAAAGCUUGAGAGAAGAAGUUCUUUCCAUAGAUUUCCAUUGGAAAAGUCUGCCAACAAGAGGAGCUGUUCUUUAGAGGGAAAAUGCUCAUUUGCUGAUGAAAGCAACACGAGAGGGAUUUAUUGCUUCAUUUAAAAGGCCUCGGCGAGCUUUAGAGGUGUUGAUUUUGCUCUGUGACGCUCUACGUUUUCGAAGGAUUUCCAGUGGAAAAGUCUGGUGUGGAGCUAUUCACAGGGAGGAAAACUGCUAAUUUGUUUGGCUGCACUAGAGCGUUUUCUUCUCGGUUUAAAGAGCCUGGUGUAAGCUAGUGACCAGCAUUUACACUGAGCUGAGGAGUGUGUACAGUAAGUUGUUACACAGCAUCUUUAGAGCUUUUCCUUUGCUUCUUUUUUUUCCACAACCUCAGACUUUUUUUUUUUCUUUUUUGUGCAUGUCGUGUCAUAUCCCUUUUUUUUCCCAACCAUGUGGCUUUAAUAUUGCACUCAGCUUCAAACGGGGACCUUACUUGUUGCGCUGCUAACGUUGCAGCACUACCUGCUGAAAGGACCGGCGAUCCUCCGGAGAGUUCAUUUCAAUCACCUUUUUACUUUCUCUACACACAUGCACCUGUACUUUUUUCUCAUUCCAGCGUGUGUUGAGGGUUGUAGGUGUUAUCACAGGUUCUUUUUAUUUCGUCGAUGUUUGCCUUUUUCUGUACAGGCAGGCCUGCAGAUAUUUACUUAUUUAUGUUUUGGUUUAUGAAUUUCUUUAUUUGAAGCUAUCGGUCUUUUCUUUUUUUGACGCUUGUUUUGGUCUCUGUGACUGUGUACUUGCACUUUGUAAAGAUGGAUCCAAGCAAAUGAGCGACUUGCCUUUUCUUAUUUUUUUUUUCUUUUUUCUUUCUUUAAUGAAGAAUAAAUUGUGACAUUCAGAGCUGAUGACCCAAAAUUCAAUUUCCAGUGCAUGAGCCAUGUGCAGGGGCUGAACUGUGAAUUUUUGCCGGGAAGGCUCAGUUGUCAUCCAAGGACUGUCUCCAAUCAGGCCUCCAGCAGCUGAGUGUGUCACCACAGCUACAGUGAUGGGAGCUGGGCUGGUAAAGGGAUGUUGUGAAAGUAGAGCACACAGUUGAAGCAUCUAUCCAGACAAUGACAGACUGCUUCUUCUCAUUCAUCAAGGAUCAUUUAUGUUGUUCUAUCAUUAUAUAACCCCCACGGCAAUGCUAUGACACAUUUCGUUGCCUCCUUUUUACAAAGCAUGUUAGGAAAUACACUAUUUGUCAUCUUCUUUUUCUGUCGUACAGGGCUGCAUUGAGUUUAGCCGAGCUUAGCAUGAAGUCUGGAAGCAGUGUGAGCCCUGAUCCAGGACAGUCUGAGCACUGAAAUAUGUCACUGUGCAACUUCUAAAAGAAGCAUGUUGGAAACGCAGACUGGCAGAAAAUGUUCGUAGCAACUUCUGAGGUGGAUAAACUACACAAAGGUCUUUUCCAAGACAAUAGUUCUGCUCUAUCUAAAAUGUUAGCAUUGUGCAAUUCUGCAAACCACAAAUACAUUACGUUUGUGUUAUUAUGCAGGGGAUAUGUUAAAAAUGUUGUUCGUGUGCUUGGGUUCAGGCACAAAAACCACAAGGUUAAGUAGAAGAUCAUGUUUGUGUUGGCACAGUUACAGCUGGAGAAGCCAUAGAUGUCUUGAUAAAAAAAACAGCUACUUUUGUGGCUUUAUACGAGCUGGAAAUGCAACAGUGUAUUGGUAAAAUCAACUACUUUUGUGCCACUGUCCCAGCUAGAAACGCAGUGAUGUCUUUGUAAAAAAAUAACCAUUUUCAGUGGCACUCUUGGCUGGAAAUGCAGCGGUGUCUUGUAAAAUAAACUACCGCUUUUUAUGGCACUAGCCACGCUGCAAAUACAGGGAUGUCUCAGUAAAAAACAACUGCUUUUGGAGGCACUAUUCUGGUUGGAAAUGCAGCAGUCUUGUUAAAUAACAGCCACUUUUCAUGGCACUGUACCUGCUUGAAACACAGCGAUGUCUCUGUACAAAACACCUACUUUUUGUGGUGCUAUCCCCAGUGGAAAUACAGUGACAAGUCAUUAACACACGCAUAUUUGGUGCCUAAUAGUCACUUAAAAAAAACUGAUAUGACACAAAACGUACAAAUUUAUCAUAUCCGUGGUUUGUAGAAACGUACAUUGCCAUCAUAUUUUGCUGUGAACAAGGCUCCUUUUUUUGCACCUCAGAAAUAGCUAAGAAGAUUGAUGUCCAUCCAGUGAGUUUGUAUUUCUAACAUUUUGCUUAUUGCAAAUUUUAUGAGCUGCUCAGUGACUGAAAUGUUUCAGGAGAUCAUCUGUAACAUCUUGAGACAUUGCAAGUGAUCAUUUAUUAGUCUAGCUAAAGUAUCUCUGAACUGGAUGCACAAAGAUUAAAUGUAUGUUAAUGUCAUAACCCAGGUUAGACAGCAGACAAAAGCAUGUCCCAAAUUGUGAUUAAUAUUUGAAGAUUAACCAAACCUAACUCUGUGUAAAGCCUGAUAUCUACAGGUGAAAGCAAGGUACUAAAUGUCCAGCUGCUAUUGGGUGGUCUUUGGUCUCAAGCGGUGUUAAUCUGAAGGUCUGGCUGUGUGCCACGUAUUGGCUUGUGCAAGGGAUUUGCAAGGCUUAUUACAACUUUGGUCUUGUUUUAAUAGUCUUGGUCAACAUUCGUCUUGAAAGCUCAAAAGAAUCUAACAUUUUUCUCAAGAAUUGGUGGAGACCAAAACAGAACUAAAAGGAGGCUGAAUAUUUAGCUUGACGGUCUUCUGUUGACCAAAACCACAACUGCAAAUGAAUUUUAACACUAAAUGCGUCAUUUAAAGUUGUUUUGUCGAUUUGUCAAGACAAAUGUUGUGGUUUCAGCUUGUUAAAGAGAUGUUCUGCCCCCAAGUGGCCAAAAAAAAUGAAUGCGGCUAUGACCCUUUGAAACCUGGAUGAGUAUUUAGAACUUUUAACCCUGAGAAAGUUGGUUUAUUAUUAUUAUUAUUAUUAUUAUUAUUUUCAAAAAGGCAAUGUGGGACAAAAG
Molecule: messenger RNA, 6444 nt
Organism: Plectropomus leopardus (leopard coralgrouper)
Lineage: Eukaryota; Metazoa; Chordata; Actinopteri; Perciformes; Serranidae
Gene: braf
Product: B-Raf proto-oncogene, serine/threonine kinase
Biological process (GO): MAPK cascade; protein phosphorylation
Cellular component (GO): cytosol; mitochondrion; plasma membrane
Molecular function (GO): ATP binding; MAP kinase kinase kinase activity
Source: RefSeq, a predicted model, not a curated record